GAAGUUAAACAAACUUGGUCUGUAUGUUGGUAAUAAAAUAAUAACCUCAAACCUCAAUUUAUUUUUCAACAAUCCCAAAGAUUCAACUUUCAUGAUGAAUUUACCCAUAAUAAGAUCAGUUUUAACAAGAUUAAGACCUACAACUCAAAUAAAUGCUAGUUUUUAUUGCACUACUAGCGAUGUUCCAAAAUUUGAUAUGGAAAAUCCUUUUAGAAAAGACAAUCUUCAAUGCGUUUUAUGUAAAUAUAAGAUAACCGCAGAUUAUAAAAACGUGAAAUUGCUUUCUCAAUUUCAAUCACCUUAUACAGGAAGAAUUUAUGGAAGACAUAUAACGGGAUUAUGUAGCAAACAACAAGAAAAGGUGGAGAAAGAGAUUAUUAAAGCUCAAAGUGCUGGGUUAAUGGGUACAUAUUUAAAGGAUCCAGUUUUCUUAAAGGAUCCCAAACUGUUUAAUCCAGAUCGUCCAAUAAGACCACAUGAAUUCAAAUAAAUUAUAGUUUAUUCUUUAAUUAUAAUAAAAAAAAGUAUUUAGCAAAUAA
Molecule: messenger RNA, 539 nt
Organism: Onthophagus taurus
Lineage: Eukaryota; Metazoa; Arthropoda; Insecta; Coleoptera; Scarabaeidae
Gene: mRpS18C
Product: mitochondrial ribosomal protein S18C
Biological process (GO): mitochondrial translation
Cellular component (GO): ribosome; mitochondrial small ribosomal subunit
Molecular function (GO): structural constituent of ribosome; small ribosomal subunit rRNA binding
Source: RefSeq, a predicted model, not a curated record